This is a messenger RNA of Lineus longissimus, 3308 nucleotides long. Its product is annotated as glutamate receptor ionotropic, kainate 3-like. Gene Ontology annotation, cellular component: plasma membrane; postsynaptic density membrane. The transcript is spliced from 17 exons. The record is from RefSeq and is a predicted model, not a curated record. Gene Ontology annotation, biological process: monoatomic ion transport; modulation of chemical synaptic transmission; synaptic transmission, glutamatergic. NCBI's taxonomy places the organism in Eukaryota, Metazoa, Nemertea, Pilidiophora, Heteronemertea, Lineidae. The coding region runs from base 25 to 2604 and encodes 859 amino acids. Gene Ontology annotation, molecular function: glutamate receptor activity; transmitter-gated monoatomic ion channel activity involved in regulation of postsynaptic membrane potential.
ACACCACUGUGUCUGCAUGCUGUCAUGAAGAUGGCUUCGAUGGAUUUGGUGAUAAUUUCCCUUAUUUCUGUGGUGCUUUUGGAAACUUGUUCUUCACAAAUAGUAAGGAUAGGCGUGAUAGCCCCCUUCAACUCAGCCUGGAUCCAAGCAGUUAAUGGGGCAAAUGAAGAGACGUUUAUUAAAGACAAAAACGGUCGCUUCACCAUUGAGGUGCGACAUUAUGGAUACCAGGUGCCCUUGAACCUAAGACAGGUUCUUUCAUUAAUGGACAAAAUCCAGCGAGAGAAAGUGACUGUGAUGGUGGGCUCCUACGACACUUUGGUAGCAAGCAUGGCGGAGUCACUCUUAGUCCCGUUUAUCACCCUGGACCUUCACGAGGCGUCGAUGGGCUCGCAGACCAACCCGUUCAUCUUUAGCCUGUACCCCUCGGGGUCCCUGGUGAAAUACGUGGCCAAGGAUGUGGCUGACUACUACAGGUGGAAAGAAGUCUGCAUCAUCUACAAUAUUGAUGAUGGUAUUCGAGGCAUCGGUAUGCAUCUCAUGGGCUCCAUAAUCUCCGGGCUAGACCUUAAUGUCAAGGCUGUCUUCUUUGACCGGAACACCUCAGACCACGAUUUGCUCCAUAAGCUGGUGCAGUUGAGGGAGCGGAAACGCAAAACUAUGAUGGUCCUGUCAAGAACGGAGGGUCUGCCCAGAGUCCUUAAUGCUGCGAUGAAGCUGAGUCUUCUUACUCGAGAAUACCAGUGGGUAACCUUAACGAUAGACCUGGACAGGAUGAACAUGAACACGUGGGCAGAUACGGGGGCCAACUUCACGGGGUUCCGCCUCAUCCGUCCCCAGCAUACCAAGUCUAUCAUCCAAUCCAUGGACGAUGCUUUGAGCCACGACGCCGUGGUGAUAUUAAGGGAGGCAGUGAUCAGCUGGCUGGGGACUCUGAGCCCCGAGACGAGGAUGCAGACACCAUAUGUCAUGGGGAGAGACAUAUUGGAGCAUCUAAAACGGGUGCAAGCUGACGGCGUGACUGGUUGGAUUCAGUUUAAUUCCUUUGGUCGGCGGACCAAUGUCUCUCUUGAUAUUGUAGGCCUGAGUCAAGCAGGACUUUACAAGAAAGGAGAAUGGAAGGAGAGCUACCCGACUCUUGGAGAAAGGAUGCAGACCAAUGAGACGACGAAUUUCAGGGGUGAACCUCUGCCAUUCGGGGUAUCUCCUGUACGGAUAGUCACUAUAUUGGAAGAACCUUUCAUCAUGUUAAAGAACAACUACAGCACUGGCAACGAUCGAUUUAAAGGCUACUGCAUAGACCUUUUAGAAGCAAUGGUCAGUUUGGUCCCGAAACAAUUUGAGUACGAGAUCUACCUUGUUCCUGAUGGCCAGUUUGGAGCCAAGAAUAAUAAGGGACAGUGGACUGGUAUCAUGAAAGAACUCAUUGAUGGGAACGCUGCCCUGGCCAUCGCCCCUCUAACCAUCACCUUAGAAAGAGAAGAAGCCAUCGAUUUCACCAAACCCUUCAAAACUUUAGACAUCAACAUCUUAAUUGAGCUGCCAGAAAAGGGCCGCUCCUUGACGCAGUUCCUCAGCCCGCUCUCCAUCUACGUCUGGGGGAUGGUCCUGCUCGCCUUGAUUGUGGUCAGCGCGGUGCUGUGCGCCAUUGACAGGAUCAACCCUGACAAUGAGGGGAUUGAGGGAGAGACCCAUCGGUAUAACAUCAGGGAGAGCCUGUGGUUCUGCUAUGCUGGGCUGGUCGGGGCAGGGACAGAGCAGACACCGAAGAGACUAUCAGCGCGGGUCUUGGGCAGCGCCUGGUGGUUCUUCUCUCUCAUUAUUAUAUCAUCAUACACAGCCAACAUGGCCGCCUUCCUGACCAUGUCUCAAAUCUCGUCCCCAAUAGAAAGUAUAGCCGACCUCGGUGCCCAGAACAAGAUCAAAUAUGGUACUGUGAAAAACUCUCGCGCUGCUGAAUUCUUCAAAAACUCAAAAUCAGAAAUUUAUAAGAAAAUGUGGACUCAGAUGAGCGAGGUGGAUCCAGAUAGUAUGGUGCAUUCCUCAAAGGAGGGUCCAGAAAAGGUACACGAAAGUUCCUACGCCUUCCUCUGGGACUCUCCCGUCAAUACGUACACUGCUACCCAGGACUGUAAAGCCAUGGUGCUAGGAGGUCCUUUUGACCGAAAGGGGUACGGAUUUGGUGUGCCCAAGGGAGCAUCGUACAGGGACAUGUUCACGAUAGCAUUGCUCAAGCUCAAUGAACAGGGUACCUUGGGUGACUUGGACAGAAAAUGGUGGGGUCGUGGGAAAUGUGGCAGCAGCGAAACUAAUAAAGUUGGCGGCAAAGUUUGUACUUCUAGAUGGUGGGGCCAGGGUAAAUGCGGCGAUCCAAGUACCGUGAGUAAGGUCAGCAAGACCGCCCAGCUGCAUCUCAACAACGUUGGUGGUCUCUUCGUCAUCAUGCUCUGCGCCAUGGCGGUGGCUUUGGCCGUCUGCGCUGCUGAGAAGUGCUGGACGCUGUAUGUUGCAAGAAAAACAAAUGUAACAUCCGACGACAUGGUUGCAGAGAGAAGCAAAGGCGGUGCCGCAGGGCGAUUCCCUCUUGCGACCUACAUUGAAUGAGGAAGACGAGGAGGAGGAGGAGGAGGGGGCGAGAAUCACACCGAACACCACCUGGACCCUCUUGUAAUGAUGGUAUGGGGAUAAUAUCAAUGUGAGAAAGAACUUUCUGAUGAAACAUAGUAUCAGCCUGAGUGGUUCGAUAAGGAAGGAUCCAGUUUAACAGAAAGGAGAAAGGGCAGACUGGAUGUGAGGACCCGUGGUGUGACCACUCUUGUGAUUUUAGAUUACCACUGGUUUCGAGUACUUUAUGGCCUAAAACACCUCAUCUAGCACAGAUAUCUAAAUAUAUAUAUAUAUGUAUCUUUAUUGCAUUACCUAGUGUUUUCUUAUUCUGAUAUCAAAGUCAGUUAAUGGACGGGUUGUGUCGUUGAACCUGUCAACUAUCAACAUAAUCCCAAUCAGUAACUGAGUAAUCAGCGGAAUCAGUUAGACCUGCAAUAAUAGGUAUCCCCGCGUGGAAGACCAGCAAUUCAAACCAUCGUUUCAGUUGAUUUCUUGUACUGAUUGUUCGCCUGUAUAAUAAUAUUAUGAUGUAACGGUGCAGAAAAAAGAAGGUAUAACAUACCAUGAUAUAUACCGGCUCCUCUUAUUAUGUUUUUACCUUUUUUCUCCAUACUUUUUCGAAGUAUAUCAACAAUUUCGACGUUAUGCAGUGUUCGAUCAGAUUAUUGUAAAAUAAAGCAUUUAUGCCGGUGUAAGUCAAA